CACGACGUAAGGCUGCGUGCCCGACGCCGCACGCACGGUGAGGGCAGGGAGGGCGAGGCGCAGCCCACCGCCGGAGCGCCGCGGGGGUGCAGAGGGGCCGAGCCGCCGCGGGGCGGGUGCGGAGAGGGGUGGCGGAGAGUGGAGGCGUGGAGAUGACACCAGUUACUCGACAAGAAGUUCUUGGCCUUUACCGCAAGAUAUUCCGGAUAGCCAAAAAAUGGCAAUCAGCAUCAGGACAGGUAGAAGAAACUCUUAAAGAGAAAGAGUACAUUAAGAAAGAAGCCAAAACAUUGUUCCGAAAAAACAAAGAUGUAACAGAUCCAAAGUUGAUUAAGCAGUGCAUAGAAGAAUGUGAGGCAAGAAUAGAAAUUGGACUUCAUUAUAACAUCCCCUACCCAAGACCUAUUCAUCUGCCUCCUAUGGGUCUUGCCCAUAAACAAGGCCGUACAUUUCGACAGCAGGAAAAGUUGAGGAAGAUUUCUAAGCCAAUAUACCUGAAAUCCCAUGAUGAAAUUUCAUAACCCAUCACUGAACUGUGAUGUGUUUGGACUGUAAUUCAGGAAUGGUGUGGAGCCUCUAUGUCAGCUUCACCUUCCUUUGGAGAGGGCAUGGAGAUGAAAUGCAAAGCUUGGAAUCCCAUUACACAACUAAGAGCAAAACAUUCCAGUGUUGGAUUCCUCAUGUUCUCAUGUAUGAACUGACUGAAAACUUUCCCUUCAGGGUAUCACUGCAGAAGCAAACUUAAGGUAAUUAAUCUUCCCUGUGCGUUUUUACAUGCUUAGUCUUUCAACAAAAUCAGCACCCUGGCUUUCUCAGCAAUUAUGUUCGCAUUAGGUUUUUUACUGAUGACAUACAGAACAGAAUGACAGUUCUUCCCCCAAGAAUGUACUUACAAGAGUGGGAAAAAAAAAAAAAACAACAGGCAGAUGAGAAAGUACAAGGAAACAAUGAGAAGAGCUAGUCAGCAUGACAGGUACUGGCUAGUCCAAUUUCUGACUACCUUUUAUGGCUCCAGUCCACAAAGCUAUCUAUUCCCAUAUAAUUAUUUCCUUGGAAUGCCUUAUGUGGGAAGUACUUUGCACUGAACAUGUUAAAUGCCAUUGUUUUGCCUGUCAGUGGGAGCUUUGCAAAUUUACUGAUGCCAAGAAAACACAAAACUCCUUUAACGUAGGAAGAGGAGGGUUAAGUCAGAGACAGUAAAAAUAACAUUAUGUGCCGCAUAGUCCUUCACUGAAAGAAGCUCUUUCUUUUCCUGUCCUUAGUUCUGAUACACUAAUGUGGAGAUAUGUCAGCUAAACCAAAGCAAACCUUGUAGAGACAAGGGUUUUGAAAGGAAGCUUAGGCUUAUUCUUUGUCAUGAAACUAUGACUUUAAUCUUUUUAAUUUUUAAAAUUUAUGUGGCUAAUGAAGAUACUGAUGCUGUGAUUCAUCAGACAUAGAGUCAUGUAAAUAGGCAGUCUAAAUUUACUGUCUGUUUUAUAGGCACAACUCUUUCUUGAGUGAGCAUCCAUCCUUAAAAUUAUGGACAUUUUACGUGAAAUUGAAAUAAUAGUAUGAAUUUAAGUUUAUUUCUGAAGGGAAAUAUAAAUAUUCAGUUUUUUAAAAGGCUCAAGUAGACUACAGAAACUUAGAUGAGUAUCCAACUUGUUCAACUGAAAAUCCAGUUAAAGUUGAACUUCUGUAAUAGCAUCACAUUAUUUGAGAUGCUUUUAAAUGCUAAACAGCCUAUUAAUUUUCCAAAGUAAGUGUUUGAGAAAUGAUUAACUGCUGACUGAUCCUCAUCACUUUCUAGCACCAGGAGGCAAAGACUGAAAUUCCUUAAAACCUCAGGCUGUUCAGCUAAAGGAAGGACUACAUCAACUCUAUUGUCGAGGUUGGAGAGCAAAGCCAUUCUUUCACAGCUCAAGUUAAACAUUGUAUGAGGCAAGAGAACCAGUCUCAAACAAGAGUCCUUUGUUUUUGAGGUCAAAGGUUGGCAGAUGUCUCAACUGGUACUCCUUUAAAUUCCAAAGACCACGUAACUUCUGUCAAUAAGUAUUCCUACACAUUAAUUUUAAUUGCAAAAAGAUGCUGCACUGAAAUGCCUCUGAGUUCUUAAGAGUUUAUCACGCACUGGAUUCAGUCAGUCAGUGUACACUCUGUCCUGUACUUCCUUAACUCCUCUUACUCUCCUUCCAGUAAAUACUGUCUCUUUCCAAUUUAUCAUGCUAGUCAGGAGAUGUUUUAGAAUAAUAACCUGUCAGAUUAAUUGGAUAUUCCUUAGAAAUAAAACCUGAGUCAGCUUCCUGAACUCUCCUGCAAGCUAACUAGUAGACAAUGCAUGGGUGAUUUGUUGACAGGACAUGUGGCCUUGAAUAUCCAAAUAUCAUCUCUUCCCUGGAAAUCUUCUCCCUAAUUUCAUCAUUAGAAAGGUUACAACAAAUGCAGCCAAGCAUUUAUAAACCCAAGCUUAACACUAUGAUCAUUUAAGAUCAUUAUGCAAUGAUCAUUUAAGCAGAUAUCAGACUUGGGACCUGAAUAUGCCCACUCAAUAUUUUCUAGGGGUGAAGAAAUUCUGAUUAAGUUGCCACAGUGACCCAAUCUAUGCCAAGGGAAGUAUCACAAAACAGAGUUUAAGAAGGAAUCGGUCAUCUGAUACAUCUUCCUAGUAAUGCAAGUUUGUUCCUGUAAUCCCAUUUAGAUCUGGAGAAAAUAAGGCAACCUCACUCUUUUGGGGCCCUACUAUAAGUCUGUCAGAACUGACAUCAGUAAUAUCCAGCUUUUAUCCACAAACAGAACAGUCACUUAUUCGAUCACACCUAUGAAUUCAAUGUCAAGCAUACUAAAUACAGGAGAGACCUGCACCUUUCCCUAUUUUCUCUAAUUGAAUUCUAGCUUACAGGAAUCUCUCAGUAGGAGAAUUUGAGGCCUUUACAUUGUCUUUUUGCCUUCUCAUUGUAUAUUUUUCUCUUUUAGCAGCCCAGUGUUUUUAACAGUGUUAAAAUCAGAUGUGACCCUUUCUAUUUCGGAAACAGCUUUUGUACAGAUAAGGUGUAAGAAAAGUUUGCAUUUCCUGAGAAAAUGUACUAACCUAACCUGUCUUACAGCAUCCCCAGCUGAAAGUCUAUCUGCUGUUUUUAAGGAACGAAUCUCUCUUGUUCUGUAAUGCCUGUAUACUGCAUUUUUUUCCAUCGGCUUUGAGUUAUUAGUAAGGCUGAGAAUCUAUGAUUUGUAAUAAUUACAGGUUGGGUUUGUGUGUGUGUGUGUGUGGUUUGUUUAAUAAGAGUUUCUAAUUGAGAAAGGGAAAUCGUAAGUCUGUAGAGUCAAGAAUUCUAUUACUACUGCUACAAGGAAUUUCAUAUGUCCUUUUUUUUCCUUUUUAUAAUGAGAUUAAAGUUGGUCCAACUAAGAGUUGGGUUGCCUUUUUUUUUUUUUUUGAAUGCAUCUCAGCCAAGAAAGGUUGUGAGGUCUAAUGUCUGGACCGUGAGUGUAUCGUUCUUCAGGAAGGCACAGACAGUGCUCAAUAAAAAGUUGGGAAGUUCAUUUUCAAUAAUCAAAAGAAUCACAGAAAAAUCUCUCUAACAGAGUAAAUUCCACUGCUUUCUCUCUAAUAGUAAGGGCAGCCCAGGAAAUCACAUACCUCUUCAAGACUUCAGUGUUUAUCAGCUAAAGCAAUUCAGCUGUACCUGAUCCCUGGCAACGGGGGACAUAGCAAAUGACAGAUAAAUGAACCCUCUCUUAAGGACUUCUCUAUUAUUUAGAUAUUUUGGUCACAUCUACAAAACCUUGAAUUACAUCUUUAAAUAUGUUCUAAGAGAUGCCUUAAUCUCAAAUCUAAACAUUAACACAGAAGAAACAUUUAGAAUAUCAACACAGCCUUUGUACACAAUAUAGUAGCAAAGCCACUGUAUAUUCACAAGACCCACAGCUGUCAUUUAAAUAACUAUCAGCUAGUGUUUGUUCACGAAAAGACAGUAAAAAGAAACCCACACAACAGACUCCAUAUUUUUCAAUGGUUCAAAAGUAAUUGAUCUCAAAAAAAUAUAAUUCAGCUAGCAUACACUACUGAAUCUGGCUUUUAAUUUAUAAUGGCUUACUUUAGAGGACUGUUUACAGAACUAGCAUUAUCCAAAGAAGGAGGGAGAAACUCAGUCCUAAAAUUUUAACUUCUCUCACAUCAAGUGAUCAUAGUCAGUUACAUGCAUAAGCUCAAAUGUAAAAAGAAAGCUCCUUUCAAGAGCAGUGGCUCAACUGACUGAUCCACAAGGAAAGAUCUACAGCCAGGUCCAGGCUCCUUGGACUAUGUGCAAACAGGCUGGUGACUGAUUUGUUUUAUCUGAUGUCACAGUGACCUAAUCAGUGAUCUGAUAAUCACAACAAUUAGAUGCAACUAUUCAAAAGUAUUGUAAUUACCACUUUGUUUAAAUACGUACUAAAUUUCAGUUAGUUUUAAUGAUAUGAAAAGUAGAAACUGUCCAUGUUACUUUUAUGAAAACUAAGAAAGGAUUAUGUUUCUAAAGGAGAAAUUUUAAUUAAUCUUAAUUUACUUAUAGAACUUCUGUAUAGUUCUCACCUCAAAAAUGAUGUCAUUGUGGGUGACCAUGUAACAUUCAUAUACAAAAAAUCUUAUCUUUGCUGCAGGUGUCAAACAUAAUUUCAUCUGAAUUGUUACGGGUAGUUUCUCCCUAUCAGUAAGUUGAAAGACCUGUAUGCCUCUGUUCCCUUUAUUAAAACAAAUAUCCAUUAA
This is a messenger RNA of Anas platyrhynchos (mallard), 4726 nucleotides long. NCBI's taxonomy places the organism in Eukaryota, Metazoa, Chordata, Aves, Anseriformes, Anatidae. The record is from RefSeq and is a predicted model, not a curated record.